Messenger RNA from Gryllus bimaculatus (two-spotted cricket), 810 nucleotides. The record is from the annotation of a GenBank genome assembly. NCBI's taxonomy places the organism in Eukaryota, Metazoa, Arthropoda, Insecta, Orthoptera, Gryllidae.
AUGGGUUGCUUGGCGACGUUUCAUCGCAAUCGACGGAACGAACGGCAGCGCAUUAAGGAUAAAGCGGCCCGCGCGCAGAGGCUGGAGUGCGUGUGCCCCGAGGUGAUCCGCUGCGUGCCCCCGGAGCAGCCCUGGCGCCCGCCCAAGAGCCGCAGGAGGAAGAAGGGCAAGGACGAGAAGAAGAAGAAAGACCAGAAGAAGAAGAAGAAGAAGGGGGGCGACGGCGAAGAGGGGAAGGGCCCGCGCAGGCGGAGGGCGGCGAAGGAGGGCCAGGCGAGGGAGCAGAGGCCCCGGCGGAAGGAGGCGAAGAAGGCGAGGAGGGAGGAGAAGAAGAAGAAGCGGCAGAAGGAGAGGAAGGCGAAGGAGGAGAUUGAAAGGACACCACCGCUCGGCGACCAAACCCCCACCCAUUGGUUGCCGCACCAAAGGGCAUAUAGUAAACGCGUGCAACACCUGCGAGGGCACCAGACGCUGGACGUGAUGCAAAACUUGGGAGGAUACCAGACGCCGGAGAGAGCGCCAUCCCGGAGGGAGGUGGCAUCGUCGCGGCGCGAGCGGGAGCUGCGCGCGGCGCAGGGCGACGUGGUGCGCCUCAAGGAGCAGCUGCUGUGCGUGCACGCGAGAUGCGCGCCCAGCCCUGCUGCGCGCCCCCCCACCCGCGCCCUGCCCCAGGACGACCGAAUAAAGCCUCAUGAAUCACACGCCUUGCCGCCUUUUCUUUCACUGCCAGAAGACAGACAAGACAGCAGACAGGCAGACAGACAGACAGGCAGACAGAGACAGACAGACAGACAGACGGACAGGCAUUAG